CAUUGCCCCUGAAAAACCUCCUCUGCAAGACAGUAAGGAUGUUCAGGUUUGUGUGCAGUCAUGCAUCUCAAUAAAUCCGACACUCCUUGGCGUCAAACGUGUCGUCAAAACAGUCAAGUAUGACGAAAAGGAAGAGAUUCUGCACAGAAAUGAGCUUCUAGCGAUGGUUAAGUUCAAUGGGGGAACGGACAAGGAUCGAAAGCGUCUCUUUAUAGAGUGCUUAGGUUGGUGGACGGAGGGCAAAUACCUCAACAUCGCGAUGGAGUAUCUGCCACUGGGGGACUUACGCCACUAUUUGGAAAAGAAUGGGCCGUUGAAGGGGAAUGAUUUCAAGCGAGUCAUCUUCCAGGUGCUUCUAGGGCUUGGAUUCAUGCAUGAGCAGGAAUAUACCCAUCGCGACAUUGCCCCAAAGAAUAUCUUUAUACGGAGCUGUCCACAACCCAAUAAGCCCGACGAGAGAUUGUCGGUCGUGCUUGCUGACUUUGGCUUCUCGAAGUCGGUCAGGAUUAAGCAAGACGUAGCAAGUGGAGUGAGGACCACUUGGGCAUACGGAGCACCCGAGAUCCAAGGAUCUCAAGAUUUUUGGCCGCCACAGCUGCAAGAGCCUAAAAACUUCCUGACUAUCGAUAUGUGGUCUCUAGGGGUUACGAUGUUUGAGCUUCUCACUAGAAAGCUACCGUUUGGCGAUAACGGAGCCGACGGCAGGGACUUUGUCAAGAUGUGGGAUGAGGAGGAACAUCGUUGGAUAGACCCAAUACCAAAGAGGAAGUGGAAGAAAGUGCGGAACGAUCAUCUUCCAUGGUUCGUGGCACGGGAGGUUUCAACAACCGCACAGAAAUUUCUAUACGGACUUUGGACGGAAUUUGACAAGCGGCCCACUCCUUCCACUGCGAUGAAGCAUGAGUGGUUCUACAACAAGGCCGAGUUCAAUUUCCCCUCAACCUAUCUUCCAGGCGGCUAUCAGCAGUCGGACAUCCCUGACUACAACGAUAAUUACACUUCCGCUUAUCGUCCCGGGGGACUCGCACGACGCCCCAUCAACGGCGAAGAUAGCGCUUCACACUUCUCUGGCUUAAGAAGGAUACCGGGAGAUACCCAGCGGUUCGGGCGAGCCUCAAUAGCAUCGAGUGUCGCCAGUCCUGCAGAGCUUCCAGAUGCUUAUGUCAAAUUGGAAGUCGCCAGUCCCGCACCGCCUCUAGUUGCUUCCUCCAAAGCUUCUUCCAGAUCGGAAGCAGAGAGUUCUUAUCAUACACUUGUCGCGAGCGAAACAUCUGUUCCUGGUCAAACUGCCCGGUCGGCUGCAAGAAGCGUACCUCAAGUCGUACCCCAAAACGCACCACGGCCUGAGCCACAAAGCGUGUCCCGAAAUUCCGACGUGGCCAAACCAGGUCAAGAUGCACUUCACAUAUGCCCCUAUACCAAGCUCUAUGGCGGCGAGCGAAGCCCUUUCGAAAAUGACAAGGACUUGACGUGUGAUGAAAAUGUCACGUUCCUUCGCAAAUCUGACCUCCUCCGGCACAUGAGCGAGAUACAUGCACCGUCGUCCAUGGCGGUAAAGCCAAUUCCAGACUAUGCGUUCACCGUCGCCAACACAACUGGAGGGGAGCAGCAAGCUGCGGUGCAGAAGUUGUGGUGGAACGCCGUGUAUGACCAACAAAUUAUAUUGAUGAAGUAUCUCCUCGACAAGCUCAAAUUCGAUAUCAAUAUGUUAAUCUAUUUUACCUCUCCCAGGGGCAAGCUUAAAGGCAUGGCUCUCGGAGUGACGGCACUUUACUAUGCGGCUUUUCAUGGCAACAACGACAUGGUCAAAUUCCUCCUUAGCCAGAAAGCCGAUACGCGGCCACAGGACGGGCUCAACCUCACCCCAGAGCUGAUUGCUGUACGCCAGCGCCAUGAAUCCACAGCUCAGCUUAUCGCCGAGGCAGAAGCCAAGCGAAAGAGUGAGAAUAGGAAUGAGGCUGAGCGCAUCAAGGCCGAUGACCGAAGACGCCAGGCGGCGGGUCUCCCAACGAAAGAGUCUGUAUUACAGGAAGUACGGCAGGUAUUACACCAAAGACUUCCAUCUAGCUCCAUUUCUCCGGGGCGUAACGACUUGGGCGAUGCAAAGAGGAAAGACCUGGUGACCGUUUACCAACGGGAGGCUUUGAACAGAGGUAUCCAAGCACAGGGCCUGAAACGAGCUCCAGACUCGGAUCUCUCAGACGAGAGACCCCCCAGCCGACCAAGAAGCAGCCACUACGACCCAGCCACCACUCAAGACCUGCUCCCCGACGGCCGCCCACCAACUCCUUCCCCAGCCUUCAACAUGCACAUGACCGCCCAACUCCAAUCCCAAGGCUUCGGCCUCGACCCCAGCCUCGAAGGUCUCGGCUUCUACGACUUCCGUCCCAAAAUUGAAUACGACGGCCUCCCAUAUCAGGGGGAUCUUUCUCUUCACCUGGCCACAUCCUCCUUCUCCUCUGGCAGCCGCUACUCGUCACCCUCCCCAAUGACACCCCCAGGAGGAUUCCCCGAUGGACUUCCCGCCCCUCCCAUGCGACUCGGUCGACACUCGCGUCACUCCUCCAUCGGAUCUCUAGCCGGUAGCUUGGAAGGGUUCAACAUCGGCACGCCCACCGACCCGAACAUGCGCACAGACGGCCUACCGCCAACUGACGCCGAGUAUUUUAAUAAUUCGACAUUCUCGUCGUCUUCUUGGUCAUCGAAUAGACCGUUGAAGGCUAUGCCGCAGCAGAGCCAUCACGGUCAGCAUCACGGGGGAUUGUACGGAUCUGGACAUCCGGGGUAUGUGCCCAGGGCUAUGAUGCAGGGUCAAGGACAGGGACAGGGACAACAACGGGGGUACGACUACGGGUCGAGGCCGGGAAGUAGGGGACAGCCUAUUGAUCUUACGAAGGGUAAUGAUGAGAAUGGGAAUGGGCGUGGGGGGAGAACGCCGAGGGCUAGGUCGACGACGGUGAGAGUGGGGGAUAGGGAUGUUGAGAUGAUGGAUUUGACGGGGGAGUGAGUUCAACGCUCGACGGAAAACCAUCCACUUGAGACUUGAAAGUGGUAUCAGUGCCCGAUUGACUCCUUCGAAAUCUGAUGUUUUCCUAAUUGGAAUCUAAGCGGUCUAGACGGCAAGGACGGUACCGGAGGAAGUAUCAUGGCCCCGUGCCACUUGGUGUUUUGCUGCGGCUUUGGUGUGGGCACCGUGGAUUCACACAGAGAAUACCUCUACAAAGGAUUUAACGGGCUCGCUUUUCAGCCUUGAGUUUGAGCUUAGGUAGGGCCC
Molecule: messenger RNA, 3274 nt
Organism: Neurospora tetraspora
Lineage: Eukaryota; Fungi; Ascomycota; Sordariomycetes; Sordariales; Sordariaceae
Exons: 6
Coding region: 164-3007 (947 amino acids)
Biological process (GO): protein phosphorylation; mitotic DNA damage checkpoint signaling
Cellular component (GO): nucleus; cytoplasm
Molecular function (GO): protein binding; ATP binding; protein tyrosine kinase activity
Source: RefSeq, a predicted model, not a curated record